Molecule: messenger RNA, 4278 nt
Organism: Heterocephalus glaber (naked mole-rat)
Lineage: Eukaryota; Metazoa; Chordata; Mammalia; Rodentia; Bathyergidae
Source: RefSeq, a predicted model, not a curated record
CCCCUGCGCUCGGCCUCAGUGCGGAGCCGUCCGCGGUCGGCGUGAGGAGCAGCAGCCGGUGUCGUAAACGGGACCGCCUCGCCUCGCCUCGCCUCAGCUCGCCUCUCCGGGCCUCUCGCGCGCCGCCGGAGCCCACGUCGCGGAGUAGCAGCAGCCCACGCCCGAGCAUCCUCGGUCCGGCGCGGAGCGGGCGCGCGGCCUCGGCAUGAUGCGGCUGCGGGGCGCGGCGCUGCUGCGCGACCUGCUUCUGCGGCCGCCCGUCGCCGUCGGCGCGGCCCUGCGGCGGGCGCAGCCCCUCGUCACGCUGUGCCGGCGCCCCCGGCUCGGGGCCCGGCCGGCUGCGUGCCCGGCGGCCUCGCGGCUGCACCCGUGGUGGGGCGGAGGCGGCGGGCGGCCGUCGGGGCCGCGCGCGGGAGCCCUGUCCAGCUCGCCCUCGGAGAUCCUGCCGGAGCUGGGCAAGGGGGGCGCGCAGCCGCAGCCCGGGGCGUCGCCGCCCGCCGCCCCGCAGAGCCCCGGCCCCAAGGACGGCCCCGGGGAGAAGGACGCCCUGGGCCACGGCGAGGGCAAAGAGCUGAUGGCCGCUGGCGACAAUAAAAUAAAACAGGGUCUGUUACCUAGCUUGGAAGAUUUGCUGUUCUAUACAAUUGCAGAAGGACAAGAAAAAAUACCUGUUCAUAAAUUUAUUACAGCACUCAAAUCUACAGGAUUGCGAACGUCUGAUCCCAGGUUGAAAGAGUGUAUGGAUAUGUUAAGAUUAACUCUUCAAACAACGUCAGAUGGUGUCAUGCUAGACAAAGAUCUUUUUAAAAAAUGUGUUCAGAGCAACAUUGUUUUGCUGACACAAGCCUUUAGAAGAAAGUUUGUCAUUCCUGACUUUAUGGCCUUUACCUCACACAUCGAUGAGUUGUUUGAAAGUGCAAAAAAGCAGUCUGGAGGAAAGGUUGCAGAUUAUAUCCCUCAACUGGCCAAGUUCAGUCCUGAUUUAUGGGGUGUGUCUGUUUGUACAGUAGAUGGACAGAGGCAUUCUAUUGGAGAUACCAAAGUUCCCUUUUGUCUGCAGUCCUGUGUAAAACCUUUGAAAUACGCAAUUGCUGUCAAUGAUCUUGGAACUGAAUAUGUGCAUCGCUAUGUUGGAAAAGAGCCAAGUGGAUUAAGAUUCAACAAACUAUUUUUAAAUGAAGAUGAUAAACCACACAACCCUAUGGUAAAUGCUGGAGCCAUUGUUGUCACUUCAUUAAUAAAGCAGGGAGUAAAUAAUGCUGAAAAAUUUGACUAUGUGAUGCAGUUUUUGAAUAAGAUGGCUGGUAAUGAAUAUGUUGGAUUCAGUAAUGCCACGUUUCAGUCUGAAAGAGAAAGUGGAGAUCGAAAUUUUGCAAUAGGAUACUACUUGAAAGAAAAGAAGUGUUUUCCAGAAGGCACAGACAUGGUGGGAAUACUAGACUUCUAUUUCCAGCUGUGCUCCAUCGAAGUGACUUGUGAAUCAGCCAGUGUGAUGGCUGCAACCCUGGCCAAUGGUGGCUUUUGCCCAAUCACUGGUGAAAGAGUCCUGAGUCCCGAAGCCGUUCGGAACACACUGAGUUUGAUGCAUUCCUGUGGCAUGUAUGAUUUCUCAGGGCAGUUUGCUUUUCAUGUUGGUCUUCCUGCGAAAUCUGGAGUUGCCGGAGGCAUUCUUUUAGUUGUCCCGAAUGUCAUGGGCAUGAUGUGCUGGUCUCCUCCUCUGGACAAGAUGGACAAGAUGGGCAACAGUGUUAAAGGGAUUCACUUCUGUCAUGUCAAGUCAGUGAUAAACCUUUUGUUUGCUGCGUACACUGGAGAUGUGUCCGCUCUUCGAAGAUUUGCGUUGUCGGCCAUGGAUAUGGAACAGCGGGACUACGAUUCCAGAACAGCACUCCAUGUAGCUGCUGCAGAGGGUCACGUUGAAGUUGUUAAAUUUUUGCUGGAAGCUUGCAAAGUAAAUCCUUUCCCCAAAGACAGGUGGAAUAACACUCCCAUGGAUGAAGCUUUGCACUUUGGACACCAUGAUGUGUUUAAGAUCCUCCAGGAAUACCAAACCCAGUACACACCUCAAGGAGAUGCCGACAGUGGAAAGGAAAAUCAAACCGUCCACAAGAAUCUUGAUGGAUUGUUAUAAAAGUCUUAAAUCCCAAGGUUGAAGUCACUUACCUAUUUAAUUGUGGAAAAUGAUUAUGAAGAACGUGUGUAUUUCUAUCUGGUAGUGAUGUAUAUUUUACCACAUUUGUUCAUUUCAGUGUUACUGGAGUUUUCUUCAUUGUGCGCACAGGACAAAUCUGAUCUCUUUGGGGAAAAAAUAGAAAUAAAACAUCUCCCUCCAUAAUGUGAUCAAUAUUUACCUCGUGCAUUGUACAAUUUGAUGUAAAAGAAAUAGUUACCAAUGCUAGCUUAACUGUGUGGUCCUCAUGAUUUGUGUGUGUCGUGAACUUUCAGUUUAUGGUGAUGACCUGCUGAUUGCAUUUACAAAUUAAACUGUUGUACAGUCUGUCCCGAGGGGUCGAGGCUGUCUCUAGAAACAAACCGUGUGAUUUUCAAGACUUCAAAUAUAGAUUUAGUUUGAGUGUUUGAACAAUAUGCACUUAGGGUUGAAUGUUUAAAAUAUCUCCUAUCACCCUCAAUUCAUGAUGUAACUUUAAAAAACGUAAUAGUUAACAACUGUUAGUAGGAUAUGUAAAUUCAGAUUACUUUAUCAGGGAAUCUGUUUAAGAUAUGUUUGGUGACCAAAAUGUAUGUGUGAAUAUAGUUAUACUUUUGAAAAAACUUUCCUUUUUCUAUGUCCCCUCAGUCCGGCCCCUGUCCUCAGGUGUUAGCUAUCUGCCUUGUCCCUCUGCCCGGGACAGGGAAUGCUGGCGAACUAUGCAGUUUUCACGUUUCCAGUCAGUCAGAAAACACCUCGCACUUCUGGCAUCAGAGCUAGCACUUCACCCUUUGUCUAUAGAGGAUGAACCAGAGACCAAAUACUAAGCUAAGUAUAAACUAGUCCACUUCAUAAGUCUAAAAAAAUGAAGGUGUGUGCUUCUGUGGCUCUCAAAGAAAUUAUACACACGUUUAGAAAUGUUCUACGCUCCCAAAGUCGUUCUGAUGAUAUGGGAACUGGGGCAGAUGACAUUUGUUUUAGAACCUGUUGUUCAAAGUCUGCACCAAGAUAUUUGUCCCCUUUGGGGACCACUAGAUUGCUCCACAUGUCUGCUGAUUCUCAGUUGUAUAAUUUUCAGUGGACUCUGUAGUUCAAUAGUAAGAAAAGGCCAUUUCACUAAAUUGAGACCCAUCACUUCUCUAAGGGAGUGAAUUCAUGAUUUAGAAAGUGGGUAAAAGGGGUCUUCAGAAUGGAAAUAACAGUUUCCUAGGACUUGCACAUACAUUUUGUCCUCUCAUGCCUCAAAGAGAUAAAGGGGUAUGUUACUGAGGAUUUCUGAUCCUAAGCACGUGUCCAGCACACGCACACACACCCAAAUGGACUUUUUUGAAGCUAUGUUUAACAAAAUGAACAAAAAUCUCAACUACCCAAAUGCUAGCUGUUACCACAUUCAGAAGGCCAUUUCCUUUUUGGUCCCUGAUCAGCACAAACUGCUGUUUCCAAGCUUUAUUACACACUCACUCCACCAACCUCCAGGUGCUUUGGCUUUGCUUCAUUCCUAGACAGCACCUCCCUGGGUGAGACUGGGUCACAUUCCCAGGCCCGCUUCCAUGCCGGGGACAGGCUGGGCAUCCAGUCCUGCCACUGCUUCUUACUCCCCACAGGCCAGUCAGGUCCCCAGAGAUGCCGUGUGGGCAGCACCAGCCCUGGGUCUACUGCAACUGACUGCACUGGGGUUGAAAUCAACUGAGAUAACUUUGCACAAAUAGCAGCUUUCUUCGUGUGCCUGAAUGGAAUAGUAAGGCGGUUCCACUGUGUGGCUUGAAGACUACCAGUGAUUUUGAGGCUUUUCUCUGAUAACAAGAGUUCAUCUCUUCAUCUUUUUUUUCAAAUCAAAACUGUUUUGUAAAACCUUUGUGGUGUAGCACGGUAUGCCCCUAUUUAUCCGUGUUAUUUACGCUCUGCCUCUUUGCUUUUGGCUGGUAAUAAUGAGUACAUUGUUUUAAAUGCUUUUUGAACAUGCUGUUAAUUGCUGCCAUCAGUAAACUCCAGAGUUUUGUUUGGCUCUAGGAUCCCAUGGCCUUUUUGUAGAGUUUUAGAUGGUCCUGUUGAUUUAUAGCUUUGUAUGCAUUGCUGUUUUGCUGGUCUCAGUUCUGAUCGUCUCAUCCUGUUGACCCACCCCCACCCCC